AUUGAUCAUUUUUUGAACUCAUGCGCGAUUGAAAUAAAGUUUUUUUUUUUUUGUCAAAAAUUAAUUUAGAUCAUACCAACAGAAAUAUGCGUUCUCUAUUAUACAAUUUUAUACCACUUGUUACUCUAUUGAUGAUUGACAACUGUUAUUCAGCAGAUACUAAAGUGAAAUAUUAUCAUCAAUACAAACGAUCAUCAGUACCUCCAGUAUCAAAACCAACAGUAGUUAUUGUAAAUAGACAAGAAGAAGGGAUCGCUCAGCAAUUAAACAACUUGGAUGUAGUGACUUUAACCUCGAAUUUUAUUGUGACACAAACUAGUACUUACUAUUCCAUUUCAUCUUCGAUUACAACAAUUGAUCAUCCAUCAACGACUUCCUUAGCAAUAGGCAAUAACAACAACGGCACUUCAACUACCUCGUCAGAUACUACCAUUUUAGUUGGAUCACUUGUCGGAGGCUUAAGUGGUUUGAUUCUUAUAGGUACUUUGGUAUUUUUACACUUUAUACGUGUGUCACCUGACAAACUCAUUGACGGAUGGUUUCUUUUUUUUGUCUUGUUUUCUCUCUUUAUAUAGGCAUAGGGCUAUUUUUAUUUUUUCGAAAACGCGAUCAUCAAUCAUCAGGGCCGACGUAUUCUAUUAACAAGGAUAUGGAUGAAGAUGGUGGUGGAUUCAGUCGAUCAUCUUAUUCACGAUUUGUUCCUCCUCAUCUUGUAUAUCAACAGCAACCAAUAGCCUCCUUAUCAACACCUACGACAACUACUUUAACUUUAUCAGAUCAACAACAACAUCGUCAGUCCUUUCCUUAUCCUUAUCAUCCUCAACCAUCUGAUGACCCUACCAAUUAUUACGAUACCACCAUACCCACUACCGAAUUUACCUACAACGACAAUACAAGACAUGUUCCAGAUGAGAUCGACUCAUUGCCUCGAAUGGACCGGCAUGUUCCAAAUUUGGUUGAUUAGGUACCCCUCC
Halteromyces radiatus is the source of this 974-nucleotide messenger RNA. RefSeq lists its product as uncharacterized. The transcript has 3 exons. Bases 87 to 575 code for a protein of 162 amino acids. Lineage: Eukaryota; Fungi; Mucoromycota; Mucoromycetes; Mucorales; Cunninghamellaceae. The record is from RefSeq and is a predicted model, not a curated record.